AUGUCUCGGCGCAAGCAGGCCAAGCCCCAGCACCUCAAGUCGGACGAGGAGCUGCCGCCGCCGGACGGGGCUCCCGAGCACGCUGUCCCCGGGGAGGGCGCCGACGAUGGUGACAGCGGGAACGAGAGCCGGAGUGGCAGCGAGGAGACCAACGUGUGUGAAAAGUGCUGUGCCGAGUUCUUCAAGUGGACGGACUUCCUGGAGCACAAGAAAGCCUGCACCAAGAACCCGCUGGUGCUGAUUGUGAACGAGGAUGAGCCCGCCCCGCCCUCCGAGGAGUUUCCGGAGCCUUCUCCCGCCAGCUCUCCCAGCGAGCAGACGGAGAGCGAGGCUGCUGAGGAGGCAGCACCCCUGGAGGGCGGGGAGGGUGGGGAGGGGAGGGCCCCCGAGAAGGAGGACGAGCCCAUGGAGGUGGGACCCUCCCCCGACAAAAGCUUUCAGAGCCCAGGCCCCGCCCACACAGGGAAGCCACCUCUACCUCAGAUCCCCGAACCGGCACCUGUGGCCGCUUACAGCAUGCCAAACACCAACGUGACGCUGGAGACCCUGCUCAGCACCAAGGUGGCGGUGGCGCAGUUCUCCCAGAACACGAGGGCUGCAGGCACGGUGGGAUCCAGCGGCGGGGUGACGGCCGUGGCCAUCCCCAUGAUCCUGGAGCAGCUGAUGGCCUUGCAGCAACAACAGAUCCACCAGCUGCAGCUCAUUGAGCAGAUCCGCAGCCAGGUGGCCAUGAUGAACCGCCAGCCCCUGAGGCCGCCGCUGAACCCCGGAGCGGCUGCGGGGUCUCAGACCGCCCCAGUGCCGGCCUCUGGCCAGCUCCCGGGGCUGGCCACGCCCUCGGCCCUGCAGCUUUCCGCCGGGGCCGCCCCGGUUCCCACGGCUUCAGGCCCCGCUGCUCAGUCAGCGUCCUACGAGGGCCCCCAGCACCUGUCACAGCCGGCAUCUGGAGCCAGCACCCCGCACGUCCCCGGUGGGGGUUCCUCGGUCCCCGAGCUUGGCGCUCCGGCAUCCUCUGGUGCCGCCCCAGCCUCCACGGCCCCAGCCUCUGUCGCCAGCGCCUCCAGCAGUGCCCCCCAGCCACAGAACGCUUCCACACCUCCUGCCCUGGGGCCAGGCCCACUCCUCAGCUCGGCGCCCAGCCUGCCAAGCCCACUUCUACCUCAGACCUCUGCCAGCAGCGUCAUCUUCCCCAACCCGCUGGUCAGCAUCGCGGCCACGGCCAAUGCGCUGGACCCCCUGUCUGCCCUCAUGAAGCACCGCAAGGGCAAGCCCCCGAACGUGUCGGUGUUUGAGCCUAAGGCCAGUGCCGAGGACCCCUUUUUCAAGCACAAGUGCAGGUUCUGUGCCAAGGUGUUCGGGAGCGACAGCGCCCUCCAGAUACACCUGCGCUCACACACAGGUGAGCGGCCCUUCAAGUGCAACAUCUGUGGGAACCGCUUCUCUACAAAGGGCAACCUUAAGGUCCACUUCCAGAGGCACAAGGAGAAGUACCCCCACAUCCAGAUGAACCCCUACCCCGUCCCAGAGUACCUGGACAACGUGCCCACCUGCUCCGGGAUCCCCUACGGGAUGUCGCUGCCUCCAGAGAAGCCGGUCACCACCUGGCUAGAUAGCAAGCCUGUGCUGCCAACCGUGCCCACCUCUGUUGGGCUGCAGCUCCCGCCCACCCUGCCCAGUGUCAGCAGCUACGCUGACUCCCCUGGCCUCACCCCUGCGAACCGUUCCCCACAGCGGCCCUCUCCAGCAUCCAGCGAGUGCCCCUCCCUAUCUCCAGGCCUGAACAGCUCUGAGUCAGGCAUCCCAGGAGCCGCUGAGUCUCCACAGCCUGGGCUCAGUGGGACCUCUCUGACCAAAAGUGAGCCGUCAAGCCUGCCUUGCACUAACGCCAGGGCAGGGGACGUCCCCACCUCUGGCCAGGUCUCUGCUGCGGGGACCCCUGCACUCACAGACAGCAGUGUAGCCACAGGCCUCUGCAGCCCGGUCCUCCCAGCUGGCCCUGAGCCCUUCAAGGCCAAGUUUCCCUUUGGAGGGCUGCUGGAUUCCAUGCAGACUUCGGAGACCUCCAAACUACAGCAGCUGGUGGAGAACAUCGACAAGAAGAUGACAGACCCCAACCAGUGUGUCAUCUGCCACCGUGUGCUGAGCUGCCAGAGCGCCCUGAAGAUGCACUACAGAACGCACACGGGGGAGCGGCCUUUCAAGUGCAAGAUCUGCGGGCGCGCCUUCACCACCAAAGGCAACCUGAAGACGCAUUUCGGCGUACACCGCGCCAAGCCACCCCUUCGGGUGCAGCACUCCUGCCCCAUCUGCCAGAAGAAGUUCACUAAUGCUGUGGUCCUGCAGCAGCACAUCCGCAUGCACAUGGGUGGGCAAAUCCCCAACACGCCGCUGCCCGAAGGCUUUCAGGAUGCCAUGGACGCAGAACUGCCUUAUGACGAGAAAGCCGUGGAAGCCCUGAGCGGCUAUGACGACGACAUGGAUGACAACUCCCUGGAGGAGGAUACAGCCGGCGACCCUUCCAAGCCGCUCCUGUCCCUCUCCAGCUCCUGCCCACCCUCCCCGCCUUCCGUCAUCUCCAGCAUCGCCGCCCUGGAGAACCAGAUGAAGAUGAUCGACUCUGUCAUGAGCUGUCCUCAGCUGACCGCCUUGAAGUCCAUGGAGAACGGGUCUGGGGAGAGUGACCGCCUGAGCAAUGACUCCUCGUCUGCUGUGGGCGACUUGGAGAGCAGGAGUGCGGGCAGUCCAGCCCCGUCUGAGUCCUCGUCCUCCAUGCAGGCUCUGUCGCCUGUCAACAGCAACAGUGAGAGCCUGCACUCCAAGUCCCCGGGCCUCAGCACCCAGGAGGAGCCUCAGGAGACUCCGCUGAAGACCGAGAGGCCAGACAGCCCGCCCCCCGCCCCUGAAAACGGAGGGGCACUGGACCUGACGGCCACCCACCCUGGCCGGCCUGCCAUCAAGGAGGAGGCCCCCUUUAGCCUGCUGUUCCUGAGCAGAGAACGGGGUAAGUGUGAGAGCACUGUGUGUCGUGUCUGUGCCAAGCCUUUUGCUUGCAGGAGUGCGCUGGAGAUCCACCACCGCAGCCACACCAAGGAGCGGCCGUUCGUCUGCGUGGUCUGCAGGCGCGGGUGCUCCACCCUGGGUAAUUUAAAGCAGCACUUACUGACCCACAGAUUGCGGGAGCUGCCCUCCCAGUUACUUGCCCCCAACUUUGCUCUAGGUCCCAGCCAAAGCACCCCGAGCCUGCUUACCGGCCCCGCGCCCACCCUGGUCAAAAUGGAAGUGAACGGGCACAGCAAGGCCAUCCCGCUGGCUGAGGGCCCACCGCCCGCUGCGGUCCAGGUGCCCACCGGGCCCCCGACGGUGCUGAGCCCUGGCCUGGCACCCAUGCUGGCCCCCCCACCACGCCGGACGCCCAAGCAGCACAACUGCCAGUCAUGCGGGAAGACCUUCUCCUCGGCGAGCGCCCUGCAGAUCCAUGAGCGCACCCACACAGGGGAGAAGCCCUUCGGCUGCAGCAUCUGCGGGAGGGCAUUCACCACCAAGGGCAAUCUCAAGGUGCACAUGGGCACACACAUGUGGAACAACGCCCCUGCCAGGCGUGGCCGCCGCCUGUCUGUGGAAAACCCCAUGGCUCUGUUGGGUGGCGACGCCCUGAAGUUCUCGGAGAUGUUCCAGAAGGAUCUGGCCGCACGGGCCAUGAAUGUGGACCCCAGCUUUUGGAACCAAUAUGCCGCGGCCAUCACCAAUGGUCUCGCCAUGAAGAACAACGAGAUUUCCGUCAUCCAGAACGGAGGCCUCCCCCAGCUCCCAGUAAGUCUCGGCGGAAGCGCCAUCCCCCCCAUGGGCUCCCUGGCCGCUGGGCUGGACAAAGCGCGGCCCGGGGGCAGCCCUCCGGUCGUGGGCCUGGACAAAGCCAGCGCAGAACCAGGAGCUGGCCGGCCGUUCACCAGGUUCGUGGAGGAUAACAAGGAAGUGGGGAUCAACUAGCCCCGCCCUCCAUGCCGCCCCCGAGGCUCCGCCCAGAGGACAUCAAGGGGUAUGGGGAGGGGAGGGUGGCGCGCUGCCCAAUGGUGGUCUCACGCUGCACAAGCUGCCCGUGCAGCACACACUGCACGACACUCUCUUGGUGGUCAUUUCAGCUGUUGAGAACUGCAACCUUUUAAGUAAAUGUAAGUCAGAAAGACACCCUUGGAAAGCCCCUCGGGUCUGGAAAGGGCUCAGACCACAUCCAGCCCCUGGGGAGGGCUCCCGCCCUAUUCCAGUAAAACUCAUU
Molecule: messenger RNA, 4273 nt
Organism: Phacochoerus africanus (Common warthog)
Lineage: Eukaryota; Metazoa; Chordata; Mammalia; Artiodactyla; Suidae
Gene: SALL3
Product: spalt like transcription factor 3
Exons: 3
Coding region: 1-3987 (1328 amino acids)
Biological process (GO): regulation of transcription by RNA polymerase II
Cellular component (GO): nucleus
Molecular function (GO): DNA-binding transcription factor activity, RNA polymerase II-specific; RNA polymerase II cis-regulatory region sequence-specific DNA binding
Source: RefSeq, a predicted model, not a curated record